AUGUUGAGGCCUCCCAAGAUGCUGCUUCAUGCAAAGGCCGAUCGGAUCCCACCUGGAGGCAACGUUCUGCCUGCCGACCUGGCAGCUGGUCCUCACAAAACCCUGGGAAAAGCGCAGUUCUCGGAUGUCAUCGCUGGAGACCCAGAUGCAGACAAGCUCCGUGCGGCACUGGAGGCCUCCCAGUUCUGGAUCGUCGGCAAGAGCUGGGAACUCUCCAUGACCGCCAACUCUAUGAGGCAAGAUCCUGUGACCUAUGCCUUCACUGGAGGGGGCCACGGCUUUUUGACGCUGACAGUGCCAGGAGGUGUGGUGGAUGAGGUUCUGUAUGCCACGGACACGGUGAAAUCCUUGGCCAAUGAGAGUGGCUUUGAGUACCGUGGCAAGGAUGCUGUGGUGACAGACCACGAUGUGAUCCUGACGAACUUGUGCCUUAGGCCUAAGACCUGCGGAUCCUUCAAGGAAUGUCUGCCCAUUAGCGACUUCAAACCCGUGGAGGAUCCAGAAACUCCGGGAAACACUCGCGAGGAUUGCUGCAUCCCUUUGAUGUGCAAAGACACGCAGCCUUGCAACAGCACCAAAUAUGUGAAGUCCAAAGAUUGGGAGACGUUGCCAGGAAGCACUGAAGAGCGCUGCUGCACCCCCCAGCCUUGCACCGAAGAGGUGUGCAAAGGUGGCUGGAAACCAAAACUUGGCUCAGGGCUUUUGGGCAGCACCCCUGCAGAGUGUUGCGAGCCGCGGCUCUGCACUGAAUAUCUUUGUUCAGAGACCACGACUCGCGGUCGUCGCAUUGGGCUUCAAUAUGAAAAACUGCAGGGUUUUUCUGAUGAAGAAUGCUGCGAAGACAAGAGCUGCAAAAGCUUCAAUUGCACCAGCAGCCCCUAUUGGUCAGACAAGGAAAAGAAGGGAGAGCUGAGAGGGAGCACCUUUUUGGAGUGCUGUGAGACCUUAUAUUGCGAGGAUUUCACCUGCAGUCCAACGACACAGUGGUCGAAUCUCAGUGCCCUUUUGCCCAAUGGCGAAAAGCGUCGAGGCUUUGCCAGCGAACUUUGCUGUGAGAAGCUGACCUGCGAGGCUUUCAAUUGCAGCAGCCCAAAGUUGAAGAAGAAACCUGGGGAAGAGCGGCUGGGCAGUACUGAUGAGGAGUGCUGCGAACCCAGGCUCUGCGAGCAGUAUACCUGCAGCAGUGCCACGAAAUGGGUUCACAAGGCCGACGUUGACACCAAGAAGCACUCCCAAGCUGGAUGGAGUGAUGAGGAGUGUUGUGAUAAAGUGAUGUGCUCUGCUUACAGCUGCAGUCCCGCGACCAUGUGGAAACCCUUGAAUGCUUCCUACCGGGAGACAGCGGCAGGGAGCACCAAUGAGGAGUGCUGUGAACCUCGCUUCUGUGCAGAUUAUACCUGCAGUGGUGAUGCUGAUGGUGAUGGUGAAAGCAGCAAGUACUACAAGAAGGUGGACACCAACCACUUCAAGAACAAGGGCAGUACCGACGAAGAGUGUUGUGUUGCCCGGUCUUGUAGCCAGUACACAACAGAGUUUCCAAGCAAGUUCAAGCGAAAAGAAGACAAAGAUCUGCUGGGGAGCACCGAUGCGGAAUGCUACGAUCCAGUUUGGUGCAAGGACUACUGUUGCAAGGACCGCUCCAAGGUACGCAAGUCCGAUGCGGAUCGCAUCCAGGGAAGUAGCGACGAGGUGCUGCACGGCCUGAUGUCAGCGGGAAAAUUCGUCGCCUGUCCAAGCUGGGCCAACCCCAGAGGAUCUGAUCCUCGAUGGGUCAGAAUCCAUGGGGAACCGCCCCGGUGUCGGAUCCUGCCCGGGCCCGGCAGCCACAGCACGCUGCGCUUCGCAGUGGCACCGCUGGGCUGCGCAUCGUUGAGGAAGCGGAAGCUGCCAAAGUGUUGCCAGCCUGCGAUGUCCAACACGGAUGUGCAGAAGCUGGAUGCAGCAAAAGAGAUCUUCGCACAUGCUUGGUAUCCCGUUUGCCUCACCAACGUCACGGAUAUGACCAAGCCACACCACCUUCGGAUAUGCAACGUGCCCGUAGUGUUCUGGCACGACGGCGAUGCGUGGCAUGCUGCGGUGGAUGAAUGCCCGCAUCGCCGGGUCAGGCUGUCUGAGGGCCGAUUGGAAGGAUCAGAGCUGCAGUGCCCCUAUCAUGGCUGGACUUUCGAUGGAAGAGGCAGAUGUACACGGAUUCCACAAGCUGAGCCAGCAGAGGGCCCCACGGACCCACGCGACUCUCCACGCGCGCAGCUGUCGAUGCUGCCUGUUGAGGAGAGGAAUGGGCUUCUGUUCCUUUGGGCCGCGGGGCUCUAUGACGUCUUGUCGCCGCCAGAUCUUCAGAUGUUGGAUGAGCUGACCCAUCAGGACAUCUUUGGUAUUGAGGGGGUGAAAUAUGUGGACUAUUCCCGUGAUCUCUUCAUGGAUUUGCCCAUCUUGAUUGAGAAUGUGCUAGAUCCUGCGCACUUGCCGUUCACCCAUCACGACACCAUCAGCAAAAGGGACAAAGCAACGGCAGUUCCAAUCCAGAUUACCUCCAGACACCGACGGGGCUUUACAGGUCGGAGACAGACCUCUGCUCCCGGCGUGGUCACAUACCAGGCGCCAAAUCAUGUCUGGGCUUUGACCGAUAGAAAGGACUCCUACCGUGAUUGGAAUAUCGUGUAUGCUACACCAAUCAGCCCGGGCCGGAGUCGCAUCUUUGUACGAGUGGUCUUCGAAGUUGCUAGGAUUCCGAUGCCCUUGCAGCAGAUCUUUCAAGUGGCAUUUUCUCCACAUUUUCCACCCGUCUUCACACAUUUGUCCAAUCACAAAGUGCUGGAAGAUGACAACAUCUUCCUACACCACCAGGGGCAAACCAUGUCACCAGGUGGCAAGCAGGACGCUUUGUGGUCGAAGCGCUUCUACACCCCGACAAACUCGGAUGCCGCAGUGCUCUGCUACCAUCGCUGGCUUCAAGAGAUGGGCGGUGCGGUGUGCUGGGCGCGACCAGGUCGACAAGAGGAGCCCAAGAGUAGGGAGGAGCUGGUGGAACGCUUGCGAUCGCAUACGCAACACUGUGAAAGCUGCUCACAGGCUUUGAGCUUGUCAAAAGAUUUGCAACGCUUGGGAGAGCUGUUGGUGAUCCUUGGGCUUUUAACGUCAUCUCUUUUGGAGCUGAAGUGGUCCAGUGCGGUCCUAACGAUUCUGGCUGCUGUUGUGGUUGGUUUGUCCAGGGAGCUGGAGAAGCAACUGACCAUGGGUGACUAUCCACCACCUCGAAAUCGAUGACUCAGAGACCCAAGCCUUCUGCCAGGAUGGGUCGCAGCAAUCAUUUUGACACAUACUCUCUAGACAUAUGGGGGUUUCCAUAAAUGGCCUUACCCC
Messenger RNA from Cladocopium goreaui, 3363 nucleotides. The record is from the annotation of a GenBank genome assembly. Lineage: Eukaryota; Dinophyceae; Suessiales; Symbiodiniaceae.